Molecule: messenger RNA, 534 nt
Organism: Neurospora hispaniola
Lineage: Eukaryota; Fungi; Ascomycota; Sordariomycetes; Sordariales; Sordariaceae
Product: putative phosphatidylglycerol/phosphatidylinositol transfer protein
Exons: 3
Coding region: 1-534 (177 amino acids)
Biological process (GO): intracellular sterol transport
Molecular function (GO): sterol binding
Source: RefSeq, a predicted model, not a curated record
AUGAGGCUUUCCGCAGCUGUCAUCGCUCUCCUUUCCACGAGCGCGGCUGCUUUUAGCGUUUAUCGCGAGAACAGCGUCUCUGCCAACGAUGAACUCGAUGUUCCCGGAAAGUCACCCUUGAGGUUCUGUGACGCUGCGGCCGAUCGCAAAGAUGACAUCGUUACCAUCGAGGAGGUCAUAUUGACACCAAACCCUCCUGAGGCCGGUCAGACCCUGACAAUCGAGGCGUCUGGUAUUGUCAAGGAGGCCAUCGAGGAAGGGGCAUACGUCAACUUGCAAGUCAAGUAUGGCUACAUCCGCCUGAUCAACACCUCUGCCGACCUGUGCAAGGAGAUGAAGAACGUGGAGCUCGAAUGCCCCAUCAAGAAGGGCAGACUCUCGAUUACCAAGAACGUUGAGCUGCCCAAGGAGAUCCCACCUGGCAAGUACACUGUUGAGGCCGAUGUCUACAACAGCGACGAUAAGCACAUCACCUGCUUGACCGCCACCGUCUUCUUUGGUCGCAAGACCCUUGGCUUCCUUGACGAUCUCUGA